AUGUCAUCCAGGAGAUUAUCAACACUAUGGGCGCGCGAGAUUCGCGGGUCCCAGAACCUCUGCCUUUCCAGAUCUGCUAGUCGCAGCCCGAUAACACUGGUGUCCGCCUCCUGCGCGUAUACGGAACAACCAUUGAAAUCGAUCGCCACUCGAUCAUAUUCGCAAAGCAAGGUCUCCGACUUGGCUAAGGACUUUUCACGGAGACCCGGAAAUGCCGCCGAGACUUAUGUCGCGUAUGGCAUGACACAAAAGCUAUUCGAGGCCUGUUCCGGCCAAGCCGAUUACAAGAUCCCCCAAGCAUUGCAAAAGGGAGCGGAGGUCCCGAAAACAGAAGCUGGUGAGGAUCUUGGUGUUGGAGAGGGUUGGUGGUAUAAAGAGCUCGGCCUCUUGCCAACUUUUUCUACCUGGUCCCAGGUGACUUUCCUCCAUAUGUACCUCCUGACGGUUCGCCUCCGUGCCUUGCCCCACCGGGAUAGCGUUACUACCUACUCCCGCCAUUUGAUUGAUCACUUUUCGCAUGAAGCGGAACACCGCAUGGACACGUAUCAUGAUCUGGGUAGUCGCACUAUUCGCAACAAGUAUCUGAAGGAUCUGUUCAUUCAAUGGCGUGGGAUCAUUGCUGCAUAUGAUGAGGGGUUGGCCAAAGGUGAUGCGGUGCUGGGAGCCGCUGUCUGGAGAAACCUCUGGAAGGGAAGUCAGACCGGACCGGACGGGAAAGAAGAAAUUGACUGGGCCAAGGUUGCCCAGGUUGUGGCCUACAUGCGCCGAGUCUUGUCGGAGCUAUCAAAGAAGGACGAGGUGGAUCUUGUUUUCGCCCUUGGGCGUGGUGGCCAGAAGAACACUGCUAUCUUCGAGUACUCGGAGACGGACAAGAAACUUGUUCAAGCAAACAAAUAA
This is a messenger RNA of Penicillium verrucosum, 897 nucleotides long. RefSeq lists its product as uncharacterized. Gene Ontology annotation, cellular component: mitochondrion. The transcript has 2 exons. Lineage: Eukaryota; Fungi; Ascomycota; Eurotiomycetes; Eurotiales; Aspergillaceae. Bases 1 to 897 code for a protein of 298 amino acids. The record is from RefSeq and is a predicted model, not a curated record. Gene Ontology annotation, biological process: mitochondrial respiratory chain complex III assembly.